UGGCCCUCGCUCGGGCUGUGGCAAACGCCAGCACCACCAUGUUUCAGAGACAGGUCGGGGUCAGAGGCCCUUUCGGCCCUUUCCAGGGAAGGAGGCCUAGACACCAGGGUGCAGGACGCGGCGUCAAGAUGGGCCUCGGGCUUGGGUCGUUGGGAGCCGGAAGUUGGCAGCUGGACGUUGAGACUUCAGUGAAUGUUAAAUUGCCACCUAAUAUGAUUCCACGAAGUAAUUUGGAAGCCUCUACUUGUAAAAUGGCAGAGCCAUUUAAUUUUGAGAAAAAGGAAAGCAAGCUUCCACCACAGGAUUUACUAAGAAGCCCUGUAGCACAGCAUAACCACCCCAACUUCAGGCUGAAAAGCCCAGAGAGUGGAAAUAAAAAUAACAGUUUCUUGAUUUGUGAGCAAAGCAAACAGUAUUUAGCUAGUCAGGAAGACAAUUCGGUGGUCUCUUCAAACCCUGCUGGUAUCAAUGGAGAAGUAGGUGGGUCCAAAGGAGACAGGAAGACAGUACCCACAGGGAACCCAGUGUCACCAUUAAGUCUUGGAAACAACUCACCACCCAAGCAAGUAAAAACUAAGCCCAGCAAUAAUGUGUCUCCUGAAAAACCAAAAAAAUCCCACAAGUCGUUUGAGAAUGCCCUGUCUGUAAGUAAUGCAGCACUCUUCAGCUCUUUAGGACCGCCCCUUCGGUCGACCACUUGCCACCGCUGCGGCCUGUUUGGGUCGCUGAGGUGUUCCCAGUGCAAGCAGACAUACUACUGCUCUACAGCCUGCCAGAGGAGGGACUGGUCUUCCCACAGCACCAUCUGCAGACCGGUGCAGCAGAGUUUGCACAAGCUGGAAGAUAAUAAAUCACCAUUUGAAACAAAGACCACUGAAGUGAAAAAUGAGACUGAUCGUCCCCUGGGAAUUACUAAAGAAAUGACUGCUGGUGCUGAGAGAGUGAUGCUUUCUGAUUUGAGAAGUCUGCAACUCAAGAAAACCAUGGAAAUAAAGGGCACAGUUACUGAAUUCAAGCACCCAAGUAACUUUUAUGUCCAGUUGUAUUCUUCGGAGGUUUUAGAAUACAUGAGCCAACUGUCUGCAAGUUUGAAGGAGACAUAUGCAGAUAUGGUGCCUGAAGAUGGUUAUCUUCCGGUUGAGGGGGAAGUUUGUGUUGCCAAGUACACGGUUGAUCAGACCUGGAACAGAGCAGUAAUACGAGGUAUUGAUGAGUUCCAGAAGAAGGCACACGUCCUGUACAUUGAUUAUGGAAAUGAAGAAGUAAUUCCCAUGGACAGGAUUCACCAGCUAAGCAAGAGCAUUGACUUGUUUCCUCCUUCUGCCAUAAAGUGCUUUGUGGCAGGCGUCCUCCCAGCCCAGGGUGAGUGGAGCGAGGACUGUGUCACAGCUGUCAAGGCUCUGCUGCUGGAGCAGUACUGCUUAGUCAGGAUCAUGGAUGUGCUGGAAGAGGGGGCGCUCACCUAUGCCGUUGAUGUCGUUCUAGAAGGUUCAGGAAAACAGCUGGACCACGUCCUUGUGGAAAUGGGAUAUGGUGUAAAACCAGAUGUGCACAACUCCGAGAAGCAAAGUGUGGACCAAAGUGCUUCUGAGGACAUUGGAAGAGUGACCCCCGAGAGUAAGACUGUGAUAGACAGAAACGCCCUGAUCCCCAAAGUGCUGAGCCUGAGUGUGGGUGACGAGUUCUGUGGAGUGGUUGCGCACAUUCAGACUCCAGAGGACUUCUUCUGCCAGCAGCUGCAGAGCGGCCACAAGCUUGCAGAGCUGCAGGAAUCCCUCAGCGAGUACUGUGGCCAGAUGACUCCACGCUCUGAUUUCUAUCCAACCAUCGGGGAUGUGUGUUGUGCUCAGUUCUCAGAGGAUGACCAGUGGUAUCGUGCCUCCAUUCUGGCCUAUGCUUCUGAAGAAUCUGUCCUGGUUGGCUAUGUUGAUUAUGGAAACUUUGAAAUUCUUAGUUUGAAAAGACUUUGUCCCAUAAUUCCAAAGUUGUUGGACUUGCCGAUGCAAGCCCUAAAUUGUGUUCUGGCAGGAGUGAAGCCAUCAUUAGGAAUUUGGACUCCAGAAGCUAUUUGUUUCAUGAAAAAGAUUGUCCAGAACAAGAUGGUCACCGUGAGAGUGGUGGACAUGCUGGGGACCAGGUCACUGGUGGAGCUCGUAGACAAGUCUGUGGUACCUCACCUCAGUGCUUCUAAAGCUCUCAUAGACUCAGGCUUUGCUGUUGAGGAAAAGGAGAUAGUGGCAGACAAAACUAGCGGCGUGCACACAGCCAGCGUUCUCUUGGCCACAGAAGAAACAGCUGAGUCAUUGGAGUGGACGUGGGUUGAGUUCACCGUGGAUGAAACCAUGGAUGUGGUGGUCUGCGUGAUGUACAGCCCUGGAGAGUUUUACUGUCACUUUCUCAAGGACGAUGCUUUAAAGAAGCUUGAUGAUUUGAAUAAAUCCUUAGCAGAAUAUUGUGCACAGAAGCUUCCAAAUAGCUUCAAGGCAGAGGUAGGACGGCCUUGCUGCGCAUUUUUCACAGGUGAUGGCAACUGGUACCGGGCUCUGGUCAAGGAGAUCUUACCAAGUGGAAAUGUUAAAGUGCGCUUUGUCGAUUAUGGCAAUGUUGAGGAAGUUACCAGAGACCAACUCCAGGCGAUAUCACCACAGUUGUUACUGCUUCCGUUUCAGGGGACGCAGUGCUGGCUCGUAGAUAUACAGCCCCAAAACAAGCACUGGACAAAAGAAGCUACAGCAAGAUUUCAAGCAUGCGUUGUGGGGCUCAAACUCCAAGCCAGAGUUGUGGAAAUCACAGAGAAGGGGUUGGGAGUUGAACUCACCGACAUUUCCACUCCUUAUCCCAAAAUAAUUAGUGACAUUCUCAUCACAGAACAUUUGGUUUUAAAAUGUGGUUCACCACAGAAGGAAUCAUCGGUUUGCAGACUUGCUAACAAACAUAACCAGACGGACACCCAGGGGGUACCAGCCAUCCCUUCAGCAGAGCAGUGGAAGACAAUAGAAUUGCCACUUAACAAGACCGUGCCAGCAAACGUGCUAGAAAUCGUGAACCCAAACUUAUUCUAUGCCAUCCCCAGUGAAAUGCCAGAAAAUCAAGAAAAGCUGUGUGUGUUAACGGCGGAAUUGUUAGAGCACUGCAGUGCUCAGAAAGGCCAGCCAUCCUACAGGCCGUGGACGGGGGAAGCAUGCUGUGCCAGAUACACAGGUGAUGACCUCUGGUACCGGGCCGUUGUUCUGGAAACAUCAGACUCUGAUGUGAAAGUACUCUAUGCAGAUUAUGGAAACAUGGAAACCCUGCCUCUUUCUAGAGUGCAGCCAGUCCCUGCCCGCCACCUGGAGCUUCCCUUCCAGAUCAUUAGAUGCUCGCUUGAAGGACUGACGGAACUGAACGAAAGCUGUUCACAGUUAGCCAUGGAACUUCUGAAAAGCACCAUGCUGAAUCAGAGCGUGGUCCUUUCUGUGAAGGGAAUUUCAAAGAAUGUCCACACGGUGUCAGUUGAAAAGUGUUCUGAGAAUGGUGUGGUCAACAUCGCUGAGAAGCUGCUGAUGUGCGGUCUGGCGGAGACCCUUUCGUCUAAAAGGAACGGUGCUACAGCUGCAGAAACAACACGCAACUCAGACUGCUGCUGCACGGAGUUACAGAAACAGAUUCAAAAACAUGAACAGAUUCUUCUCUUCCUCUUAAACAAUCCAACCAACCAAAAUAAAUUUAUAGAGAUGAAAAAGCUGUUGAAAAGCUAAAAACAGCAUCUCUGGGAAAUCAACACUGAGGAGGAAGAAACAAAAGCUAGACUUGAGAAAGAAUGUCUUCAGUUUUGUUUACUGGAAGUGUUUCUUCCUCUUUUUCUUUAGUGACCUUUGCUCUCUCCACCUCUCCCUGCUUAACUUUGUUCUUUUGGGUUGGUGCCCCCCCUAAAGUUCUUUCCACAA
Messenger RNA from Chionomys nivalis (European snow vole), 3926 nucleotides. RefSeq names its product tudor domain containing 1 (gene Tdrd1). The coding region runs from base 39 to 3737 and encodes 1232 amino acids. The record is from RefSeq and is a predicted model, not a curated record. The transcript has 26 exons. NCBI's taxonomy places the organism in Eukaryota, Metazoa, Chordata, Mammalia, Rodentia, Cricetidae.